Molecule: messenger RNA, 2912 nt
Organism: Acipenser ruthenus (sterlet)
Lineage: Eukaryota; Metazoa; Chordata; Actinopteri; Acipenseriformes; Acipenseridae
Gene: arsa
Product: arylsulfatase A
Exons: 8
Coding region: 289-1800 (503 amino acids)
Molecular function (GO): arylsulfatase activity
Source: RefSeq, a predicted model, not a curated record
GCGUUAGUAAAUGCUGCUGGUGGACUUAAUGUGCAAACAACGCACGAUAAUAACAGGAAGUCAUGAAGUGUUUAAUACGAAUAACUAGUUAAAUACAAUUGUGCAAAUAUAUUUAUUUGAAUGCACUACCCUAACCGAAGGAAUGUUAGCAUUUGAAAAUGGCCCGAGGAUAUAAAUGUGUAGAGUCAUUCUUUUGUAAUUGAAGGUAUUGAUUUUGAAGUACUGUACUUGUAUUGUUUGAAAUGUAAGCUCAUUCGUUGUUCUGUUUGUUAUUUUUAAAUUACUACAAUGCCUUUUUGGAUAGUGUUCCUAGUUUUCUUUUCCGACUUGUGGUACACUGGGUCUACCAGCCCCAACAUCGUUCUCCUUUUUGCCGAUGACUUGGGGUUCGGUGAUCUGGGGUGCUAUGGACAUCCGACUUCAAUAACCCCAAACCUCGAUAUAAUGGCAGCCAAUGGACUGCGGUUUACCGAUUUCUACUGCGCCAGUCCGGUGUGUAGCCCUUCUAGGGCAGCUCUGUUGACAGGCCGCUACCAGACUCGCUCUGGAGUUUACCCUGGUGUCUUCUACCCUGGGUCGAAAGGUGGACUCCCACUAAAUGAGACCACUAUCGCAGAGGUCCUCAAGCCCUUGGGCUAUGCUACAGCCAUGGUUGGCAAGUGGCACCUGGGCAUUGGAGCCAAUGGAAGCUUCCUACCUGUCUACCAGGGAUUUGACCAUUACCUAGGUGUGCCUUACUCUCACGACCAGGGCCCUUGCCAGAACCUGACCUGCUUUCCUCCAGACACAAAGUGUUAUGGGAUGUGUGACCAAGGGGUGGUCCUGCUGCCCUUGUUUUUUAACAAUACAAUAAUUCAGCAGCCUGUGAGCUUCCCUGAUCUGGUGCCACACUACAAGAAGUUCACCACACAAUUCAUUACAGAGUCUGCCAGAAAAGAACAGCCCUUCUUUCUCUACUAUGCCUCACAUCACACACACUACCCCCAGUUUGCAAGUGCUUUAACUGCAGGGAAGUCUCUGCGUGGACGCUUUGGAGAUGCCCUGAUGGAAUUUGACACUUCAGUGGGAGUGAUUCUUGAAGCACUAGAAGCAAAUGGUAUCCAGAAUAACACCUUUGUGUUCUUCACCAGUGAUAAUGGCCCUGAACUAUUCCGAAUGUCUCGUGGGGGGAACGCUGGACUCCUGAAAUGUGGGAAAGGAACAACAUAUGAGGGAGGGAUGAGAGAGCCUGCAAUUGCAUACUGGCCAGGAAGAAUCCAACCAGGGGUUACUCAUGAGUUGGGAAGCACCUUGGACCUUCUGCCAACCAUUGCAGCUCUUGCACAGGCAAAGCUUCCCAGUGCACAGCUUGAUGGCUAUGACAUGAGCAAUAUCCUGUUCACAAGUCAAUCGAGCAUGAGAAAAACAAUGUUCUACUAUCCUGUUGACCCUUCUAUAAAACUGGGUGUGUUUGCAGUGCGAUAUGGGAAGUAUAAAGCACAUUACUACACCCGAGGUUCUUCACACAGUGAAACAACUCCAGACCAUGACUGCCACGUCACUGCCGGACUGCAGGCACACGACCCACCCCUGCUCUUUGAUCUGGAGUCAGACCCCUCCGAGAACUACAACCUAAUGGUCUAUGACUACCAGCCUGAGUACGACCUGGUGUUAAAGAAGAUACAGGAGCUAAAGGCCCAGUUUGAGGAGACAAUGGUGUUUGGAGAGAGCCAGAUUGGAAAGGGGUCUGACCACUCACUGGAGCCCUGCUGUAACCCACAAUGCACUCCAAAACCUGCCUGCUGUGCAUGUAUUCCCUAAAGACUAAAACUGAAAGAGAAUUAUCACUGCCCAACUCAAAAAAAAUAAAUAAACCAAUAACAGUAUGUGUUUAUUUGAAUGAUUAACAUGCCCUUAAACACUAGUUCACUGCCAGACUUGUAAUGUACUGCAUAUUGUAGUGCCCAUCAGGUGUGUCUGGCUGGGCAAAACAGCUGGUUAGGGGCUAUAUAGUGAAUGAAGGCAUUGUUGAAGCUAAAUCAGUCGUUUUUGUGACUAGUAUAUAGUUUUUUUUUUAUCCAUUUUGAGAUUCUCCAGGAGUCCCUGGAGUAAUUAUUAUUCCCUGUAGUUAAUGGUUCUACUUAGUUGUUUUUUACACCCAUUGCAUUAUACAUGUUUAAUCAUGUAUUUAAUAAUGUAAAUCAAUAAUAAUAAUCCUUAUGUGGUGUCCUGCCUCUCCAGGUGGUAUAUAUAUAUAUAUUUUUAAUGUUGUGAUAUCAUGCGGUGAAGCUUUUAAAUUAUUUUUAAUUGUUUAAUUUAAUUGUUUUUUUCUGAUAAUUAAAAAAAAUAAUACAACUCUGUGAUGGAUAGUCAUUUAAAGUACAUUUCAAUUUUCUUUUUUGUAUAUUAACACAACUAUAUAGAUGGAAUUAGAUUUGAGAUAUUUUAAGCAGCUCAGUAUACCAUGGGUAAAUUCACCCAUUCUGAGAGUUGCUGCCCCCCUCUAAUAGUUAAGAAAUAGUUCCUUCGUAUCUUAAAAUGUGUGCAAGGUACUGGUUAACUGGGUUUCUGCUGCUGAUACAACAAGAUGAUGUCAGCACAUCUCAUGACUUUCAAUUUAUAAUGUCACAGUGAUGUCAUAGUGACUGCUAAGCACCCAGCUUUAACUCUAUCAGAUACAAUAACUUGAGUGUAUUAUAGUAAAGAGAAAUAUACAGUAUACAUUCAAAAACCAUCUGGAGCUUCUAGAAAAUGAAGACCCUUAUUUUCUUUCUUGUUUGUUCUAUGUCCUGUGCCAAUGGUGCCUAUGACUUGGACAGUAAGUGUAUCUUAAAAUUCUAAUAUCUGCAGAAAUUAAUCCAAUGCUGUUGUAGGCUUGUUUUAAAUACUGUAAAUUACAUUAUUACCAAUUGUGAUUAAACAUUCUAAAUCUA